Molecule: messenger RNA, 1413 nt
Organism: Cheilinus undulatus (humphead wrasse)
Lineage: Eukaryota; Metazoa; Chordata; Actinopteri; Labriformes; Labridae
Product: P2Y purinoceptor 3-like
Exons: 1
Coding region: 1-1413 (470 amino acids)
Biological process (GO): G protein-coupled receptor signaling pathway
Cellular component (GO): membrane
Molecular function (GO): G protein-coupled receptor activity; oxysterol binding
Source: RefSeq, a predicted model, not a curated record
AUGUCAUCCAGCGGUGGUGUUUCUCCCAACAUCAGCACCGUGGUCCUCAACAGUCUCGGGGAUUCCUUCUCGCCUCCUCCGUCCGCCUUCCCUCUGUCUCCAUCCUGCAGCAUUGAUGAGUCCUACAAGUACAUCUUCCUCCCCAUCUGUUACUCCUUCACCUUCCUCUUCAGUAUCUCUCUAAACUCCGUCAUCCUGUACCGAUCCUUCCGUAGGACCAAGCGCUGGAACGCCUCCCUGAUCUACAUGGUCAACCUGGCCUCUACAGACUUCAUGUACGGCCUCUCGCUGCCGUUCCUUGUGGCCAGCUAUGUGAUGCGAGAUCGUUGGAUGUUUGGAGACUUCAUGUGCCGCCUGGUCCGCUUCCUCUUCUACUUCAACCUGUACUGCUCCAUCUUCUUCCUCACCUGUAUCUCUGUGCACCGCUACCUUGGGAUCUGCCACCCCAUGAGGGUCAUCACGCUGGAGACCAAGAAGGCCGUCAAGUGCACGUGUGUGGUGGUCUGGAUCGUGGUCUUCGCUCUGACUUGUCCCAUCUUCCGUUUUGCUCAGACGGGUCAUGUAACGAGAUUCGCCAGGCUCGGCAGCAACGGCAGCAGGACAGUCAACCUUAGCCAGGAGGUUUCAUCAAUGAACUCUACCGAUGGGGGCCUUGGCGUGGUCGUAGAGGAGUACCAGAACUGCUGGGACGAUGCCAUCGACAAGGAGUUCUCUGAUUACGUACCCUACGGGAUCAUCCUCCACCUGCUGGGCUUUUUCCUGCCAUUUACCAUCAUUGCAUGGUGUUACUCUCACGUGGUUCUGACCAUAUUCAGGAGUCUCCACAUUCAGCCCUCUGGCCGAGGUUCAGGACUAGGGGGACACGAAAGGGUCUACAGAAGUUCCAGAAGCAGCCCUGGCAUCAAUGGAAGAAGAGGAAGUAAUGGCAUGUCCAGGACACGCCCCAGAGAUGACGGGAUUUCCAUCUUUCUGGGUGCCAGCUCCCCGUAUGCCAGCCGCCGCCGUAAAUCCAUCAAGACCAUCAUCACCAUCACGCUCCUCUUCGCCCUCUGCUUCUUCCCCUUCCAUGUCACCAGGACCAUCUUCCUCUUGCUCAAGGUGACCAAGAGAGUCCCGUGUCACACCAUGACUAUGGUCUCCAUGUGCUACAAGAUCACUAGGCCACUGGCGUCCUUCAACGCCUGGCUCAACGCCCUCCUGUACUUCCUGACCAAAGACAAAGGUGGCGCUCACUGCUGCCAGAUGGCCAACACCGCCAACCACCAACAAGGAGGCCUGCUGCUGCCCCUGAGGAUCAUGGGUAAAGGGAAUGAAGCCAAUGAGGGCGGGAUGGAUGAUGGAGUAGACGAGGAGGAGAAUAACGCCUUCAACAACAGUCCACCGCACACCAAAGUACGGUUUUUAGUUGAAUGA